CGCUGCUCCAUAGAUCACACAGUGGAGCUGGUCUACACUGGGCACACACACACACACACACACGCAGUAAGUACUGGAGCAGAUCAGCAGCGCAAGUGUACGUGUGGGAAACAAACUGCAGAUGCCGGUUUACACCGGCCCUAGACACAACAUGCUGGAAUAACUCAGCGGGACAGGCAGCAUCUCUGGAGAGGAGGAGAGAUGGGCGGCGUUUCUGGUCGAGACCCUUCUUCAGACUGUCCUGACCCUGGUCGCCCACCCUGGUGCAAGUUAACGCUGCGAUCAACUUAUUUAAAGUUAUCGGAUUGCCUCUAAGUGUUUUGCAAGUGGGGGUUUCGCCGGCGUGGAGCAGACUCGCCAAAUCCUCGUGCAUCACUCAACACCCAUUUCUGCAACUUCAGGUGAGGGAACAUGGCUGUUACCAACAGUAUGAUAGCCAAUAAGUCGACUGUGUUAAAUUGGACAGGAGCAACCUGCAAUUCCAGAGCCACUGAGCGAGGGAAAGCAGAUGGUGACACGUUUGUCAUCGUUGUCGAGGACCCUCUGAGGGCCGACCCUGAUCGUAUCGUUCAUCGACGCCUGGACUCUGCCCCGAAGACGCUGAUCAGCACAGACGCGAAGUGCCCUCUGAAGCCAAGCAACAGCUGUGUGGCAAAGCCCAGCCCCAGAACCAUGCUGAGCCACAAACUCAGCAUCAACGGCCCACUGCUAGAGCUGUCCGGCAUCUCGGACGUGCCCAAACCAUCGAGGAACUCUUCCAGGCAAAGCUGCGCUCCCGCUAAACCUGGCCUCAUCACACGCAACCCAAGCAUCAAGGAGAAGAUUUCGGAAUGGGAGGGGAAGAAGGAAGUGGCUCUGCCCACAGACAAAGAGAAACCGGUGAAUAAAGACAGCAAGGAGCUUGAUGGCAAGUCGGGGCCGGUGAAUCUGGUUGAGGGGAUGACGGUGAAGAAGGGCGAAGGGAAAGCUGGGAGUAUUUGGACUUUGGAAAGCAAGGAGGCGGGGAAAGAGAACGAGUACAAAGUGGGCGAGAGGACCGCGCGGACGUUGGAGACGGAGCGCAGGUUGCUGGAGGACAAGGAGGACAAGGAGAGCGAGAUGGCCAAGCGCGAGAGUGCCAUGCAGCAGGUUUGCGGGAAGGCGAAGGACGCGGGCUGCGCGAGGACGGCGCCGCCGCCAGGCCCGGCUCAGGAGAGGACCACCGUGCUGGGCCACAUCAAGAAGCUGGAGGAGAAGGCAAAGGAUGACUCGUCUCCGACCCACCUCCAGCUGCCCGGAGAUUACUACACCACCCAGAGGCUGCACCACAAGGCCCUGGCCGCUCAGGGGAGCAGCUCCCCGGCCAAGGAGAAGAACGACGGCAGCUGCAGCUCGGAGCUGAAACGCAAGCACAUCCAGUCCAACUCGGACUCGGAGGCCGGCGAGCCCAUCUUCGGGGCAGUGGAGAAGUUGAAGAGCAGCUGGGCCAGCUGCAAGAUCAGGAACGUGGAGGACCUGUACUCGGAGCCGGGUGUGGUCAAUCCCGUGCCCAAACCCCGGCGCACCUUCGAGUACGGCACGGAGAAGCUGAGCGGCCAGUGCGUGAUGAGGAGGAGCGCCCGGCAACUGCCAGCUCUCCCCGUCAUCCCCCCGCCUCUCCCCCUCUCACCCCCACCCACAGGCAGCACUGCCCCCAUCGGCGGCAGGCCACGGCUCAACUCCAGGGACAACCAUCGGAAAUCGUUUGAAUUUGAGGACGUAAAGGACCUUCAAAGGCUCCAGUCUCCGGAUGUGAGCAGAGGCGGGCAGGUGGACUGGUACGCCCAAUCGAAGCUGGCACUCAACUGUGCUCUAUCAGAAGAAAACAUAUAUGAGGACAUCCUGGAUGUUCCGAAGGAGAAUCCUUAUGAAGACAUAGAGUCGGCAGACAGGCACUCGCUGGGGAAACAGUGCCCGACAGCUCAUCCUUCCUCCGGCUGCUCCACUCCUAAACCAGGGUCUCCAUCUGAAACCAGACCCGACACACCUACAAAGCUUCUGUUGAAGACUCCCUCCCUCUUCCGCCACUCCUCGGAGCGGAGGAGUUUCAAGUUGCUGGACAUCCGGAAAAUCAGCAAAGACGGCGUUAGUUCUCCGUCUAAAGCCAGCCCGCCCUCCACACCGAGCAGUCCCGAGGACACUCUGAGCCUGGCCGGAGAUUCGCAGCAAGUGAAGCGGAGGAAGAAGAUUCCCAAGCUGGUGUUGAAGAUCAACGCCAUCUUCGAUGCAAGGAGAGGAAGGAAGAAGCUGAGGAGGAUCACGCAGUCUUCGGAGGCCAGCACUGGAAGAGUUACAGAUGAAAACAGUGAAACGGACAGUGAGACGGAAGAGAAACUCAAGGCUCACAGUCAGCGCCUGGUGUUGGUCAAGUCCUUGCUGAAGCAGAAGAGCCGCUACCGGACCUUGGAGCGCGACCUGAUCGAGUUCCAGGAGUGGCAGCUGUUUGAGUUCUUUGUGGUGGUGGCCCUCCACAUGAAGAAGGGGAGCAGCACGUACCUGCCCGAGGUCACCCAACAGUUCCCCCUCAAGCUGGAUAAACCAUUCAAGUUUAUGCGGGAAACUGAAGACCAGUUAAAGGUCAUCCCACAGUUCUGCUUCCCCGAUGCCAGGGACUGGGUCCCCGUUUCUGAAUUCCCCAGUGAGACGUUUUCCUUUGUCUUGACCGGUGAGGACGGCAGCAGACGGUUCGGAUAUUGUCGGCGACUGCUGCCUACUGGGAAGGGGAAACGCUUGCCUGAAGUCUACUGUAUCGUCAGCCGUUUGGGCUGCUUCAACCUCUUCUCCAAGAUCCUGGACGAGGUGGAGAAGCGGAGGGUGAUAUCGACCGCCCUGGUGCAGCCGUUUAUGAGGAGCAUCAUGGAGGCGCCGUUCCCAGCUCCGGGACGAACCAUCACCGUCAGGAACUUCCUCCCAGGAUCGGGCAACGAGGUGAUCCAGCUGUGUCGACCGCUGGACUCGCGGCUGGAGCACGUGGACUUCCAGUGCCUCUUUUCCUCGCUGACUAUCCGCCAGCUGAUUAAAGUCUUUGCCUCCCUUCUGCUGGAGAGGAGGGUGAUCUUCACAGCGGAUAAACUCAGUACCCUGUCCAAGUGCUGCCACGCUGUGAUGGCCCUUCUGUACCCGUUCGCCUGGCAACACACCUACAUCCCCGUGCUGCCUCCCGCCAUGAUCGACAUCGCCUGCUCCCCCACGCCCUUCCUCAUCGGACUCCUCUCCAGCUCCCUGCCCAAGCUCAAGGAGCUGCCACUGGAAGAGGUGCUCGUGGUCAAUCUUGGGACAAACAAGUUUCUCAGGCAGGUGGAUGAUGAAGAUUCCAUACUGCCACGCAAGCUGCAGAUGGCACUGGAGCAGGUGCUGGAGAUGAGAAAUGACUUGGUGACACAGGAGGAGGACUCUCUAGUGGAGGGCGUUGCCUCCCUUAAUACUGUGGUGUCCGAGACCUUUGUGCGUUUCUUUGUGGAGAUAGUUGGUCACUACUCCCUCUACAUGGCUUCCAGUGAGAAGGACGAGAGGAUCUUCCUGGGAGAGACCUUCCGCAAGUCCAUUGCCUCCAAGAGUAUUCGCCGCUUCCUGGAGGUGUUCAUGGAGACGCAGAUGUUCGGGGGGUUCAUUCAGGAUCGAGAGCUGAGGAAGCUCGGGGUCAGAGGUUUAUUUGAGCUUCGAGCCCAGGACUACCUUGAAGCACUCACUGGGGGUGAACAAAGAGGCAUGAACAGAUUUCUCAGAGGCCUAGGCAGCAAAAUGAAAUUCCUCCACAAGAAGUAAACGCCUUUGGGAAAGCAUCGCAGAAGCACAGGCGGCUGGGAGCAGCAGCGCGGUUACUUUUGCUCCAAUCAGUGGUUGUUGGCGAGGCUCCGGUACAGACGGAGACGCGAGGCUACAAGAAGGAAUGAGGCGGCCCUGAGGGGCAAUGGGCCCGCUCCAGCCGCUCUCUGUCGUCUAGACUCGUCUAAAGUCUGCGUGUCUCUGACCUCAUUUGCUGCACCCGACCCCCAACACGUUCCCUGCACGAGGGAGCGGAACCAGGGAGGAGGAAGCCUCCGUCACUGGAGACGGGCCUUUUACUGUUGAGAGAAGGAAGUGCCGGACAAUGAAGGAGAGAAGAGAUAAAGGAGAAAGUUUGUAAAUGUGUGAAUACGUUUAAAAAAAGAAAGACAGCGUUUGGGGAUUCAGUUUCCACGGAGAUAUCCUCGGCAUCUGCUAUCAUGGCACAGCUUGUCUAUCAGCUGGGCGCAGUCUUGCACCAGAGACAUCAUCUUUGUUUUUCAGUGGGGGUUGGCUGGACAGGCUGGUCUACUCCGCCCCUGAUGACAGACCAAUGCUCUGCAGUUUGAGCUAUAAUAUGGAGGGAGCACAGAGCUCCUUGUGCAUUAAUCACUGUCACAAUGCAUAAACGAGCCUUCAGCCUCCACACACACAACUGACAAAAUGGUUGGAGUCACGAGGAGAUGAGAAAUGUCAUCUUUAAACCAGCCGGAAAUCUGAAAUUGUAACUAAUUGCCAGCAUUCCCGUUUAAAUAGAGUCGCCCUGUGGCGGUUCACUUCCCAGGGUUUGUGUGUAGAAUCUUCCAUUUGCUCUGAAGUUGUGUGAUAGACAGCAAGCAACUGGGGGGUGGGUUUGAGAGAAUUCCUUUGUUGUUGGCAUUGGCCUAGACUACUUUAGACAGUAAAGGGCCUGUCCCACUUACGCGAUCUUGGCUUGCAAAUUACGCAACCCCGUGGUCGCUUGAGGCGUACAGGGCACCGUAUGGCUGCGCGGGGCCGCUCUCACUUAGAAGCGGGGAGGGGUACGGAGUUGUGCGGGGUUGGUCCCGACAUCACGAAAUUCUUGCAGUGACCGAAAUCUCCGCGCGCCAACGGCCUGUCGUCCCACGUACGCACACAGGCGCAUUGCGUUCGUACGCAGCGUCUUGACGGCCUACGCCUAGCGCGUGGCGCUGCGUGAUGACAUCACCGCUCGACGCUAUGUGUCGCCCAAAUUCAGUCGGCCCGCCUCCUGCCCAGCUGAUUUGUAAGCAUGACGUAAAUGACGUCACGUGCGAACUUAGUGCGAAAUUAGCGCAAAUUUCGCGCGACCUCCACUUCCGUCCGGUUGGUCGCGCCAAACGCACGCAAGUGGGACAGGCCCUUAAGUAAUCCCAUCAAAGCAGGAGAUGACGUGACUCGUUUUUGGCGAUGUACGUCGCAGUGUACAAAAACGCUAACCGCACACAAGGAGCCGGCUUACGGCAGUCUGAACCCCAAACGCCACUGGAUACCUUGACUACAGCGGGCACCACCACUUCACCCGACCAGACAUCCCAUGUUGUGUCUAGCAUUGCCUGACGAGUGAGAGCUCGGGUACAUUAACCAGGGCCUGCAUGCUGCCGUGCUUGCCCUUCAUCCCGUCCGAUGGGAAUGUGAAAUAAGAGACGGUACUAUAACAAUAGACGAGGAUCGUCACAAUGUUUACAAUUGCCAGAGAAAACUCAAUUGUAUUGAGUGCAAGAAUCCGAGCAGUCACGGUUAAAGGGGCACUGAUGUUGCAUCACUGUAAUGUUUUCAGAGUAGUUUCGUGCUGACACAGUGAUCACGGUGGGGAUGGGGAUGGGGAUGUUCGUGUACAAAUUCCUAGUCGGGUAUAAUUCUAGAGCAAUGCUGAUCAUUUGCAACACUCCUGCUGUUUGAAACUAUUAGACAAAGGCCAGGCAUGACUUCAUUUGUACUCGUUCAGCCUUCAAUAGCAUUGGCAUCUGGUCGUGCUCCUCGGAUGAAAUGUUUGAUUAAAUCUAGUCAUUCACCCUUCGACAUGAAUCACUCUUAUCAGUUAGAUAGAGCUCUAGGGGCUAGUGGAGUCGAGGGAUAGGGGGAGAAGGCAGGCACGGGUUUUUGAUAGGGGAUGAUCACAAUGAAUGACGGUGCUGGCUCGAAGGGCCUCCUCUUGCACCUAUUGUCUAUGUUUCAACAUCUUGGGCCAAGGCACUGUCCACUUUAACUGGCCUUGGGUGGGGAAAGUCAUCCUUAUUUGUCACCCAGUCCUAGGAGGAGAGUGGUUUAACAGAACUUCACACCUUCCCCGCAGGGAUAUAAACACCUUUGCCGUGUGGGGAACCGUGUAGACAGGCUGUUAUAAUGGCUUUGGUGCUGGCUGGCUGGCUGGUGGAUGGUUUAUUCCACAAGCACUCAGAUCAGACCUUGGUGAUCAGAGAUUCAGAGUCAUUUCAUGACUUCAAGUUGGCAAGGGUCGACCCGUUUGUUUUGCUUGUGUCGAGGACUUUAAAAAAAGUUAAUACCAUUCUCAGGGGGGACAAAAAUG
Molecule: messenger RNA, 6313 nt
Organism: Leucoraja erinaceus (little skate)
Lineage: Eukaryota; Metazoa; Chordata; Chondrichthyes; Rajiformes; Rajidae
Product: DENN domain-containing protein 2A
Exons: 20
Coding region: 412-3783 (1123 amino acids)
Biological process (GO): retrograde transport, endosome to Golgi
Cellular component (GO): actin cytoskeleton
Source: RefSeq, a predicted model, not a curated record